Molecule: messenger RNA, 1470 nt
Organism: Miscanthus lutarioriparius
Lineage: Eukaryota; Viridiplantae; Streptophyta; Magnoliopsida; Poales; Poaceae
Source: the annotation of a GenBank genome assembly
AUGGCGGGCAGUAGCGAGAAAAAGAUGACCUCGUGCUCGAUAGGAGAAGGGAGGAGGGGCACCGCAGAGAGGGGGCGCCGCCGCCGGAGGAGGAGGGGCGCCGCCGUCGGAGGAGGAGGAGGGGCGCCAUGGGAGGAGGAGGAGGAACAGUCUUGGGGGGGAGAGCGGCAGGUGAGGGAGACAAAAAAAGAAAAGAAGCGAACCGGCGGCCGUUGGACUAUAUCUCUAAGAGUCCCUCAUGGUCAUAACAGAUGUACACCUCGCAAGAUGCAGAACCAGGGGAUGGCUGCAAUGUCUUUUUCAGCGUCGUUCCUGAAGGUGCAUGGUCCAUCUCAGUCCGCUGUGUUCUUCCUUGGCCUCUACUACAUGAUGGCCAUAGGAGCUGGUGGCAUCAAGCCCUGCGUUUCAUCACUCGGCGCAGAUCAAUUCGAUGACAGCAGCCCAGCUGAGAGGCUAAAAAAGAAUUCCUUCUUUAAUUGGUUCUUCUUCGCCAUCAACAUUGGCAGCUUUAUCGCAGGCACCGGUGUUGUGUGGGUGCAACAUCAUUACGGGUGGGCGGUUGGCCUCUGGCUCCCAACGUUGUUCAUCGCGUUGGCCAUUGCAAGCUUCUUGAUGGGCUCCAAUAAGUACAGGGUCCAAAAGCCUUUGGGGAGUCCAAUUGCAAUUUCUUUGCGUAGAUUUCUUGAUAAGGCUGCAGUGGUCGUCUCAUCAACUGAAGAGUUGUCUGGCUCUGAUCUAUGGAGGCUCUGCACAGUGACGCAAGUAGAAGAGCUGAAGGUGAUCAUCGGGAUGCUGCCCAUCUGGGCCAACGGGAUCGUGUUCUUCGCCGUCAUGGCACAGUUCUCCUCGACAUUCCUGGAGCAAGGAAGGACAAUGAACAAGCACAUCGGUGCGUUCGGCAUCCCGCCGGCGUCGUUCAACGCCGUCAGCGUCCUCAUCUGGGUCCCUGUCUACGACCGGGUCGUCGUCCCGACAGCCAGACGCCUCACCGGCAAUGCUCGGGGGAUCUCGGAGCUGCAGCGCUUUGGCACCGGACUGCUCCUGUCGAUCGCGGUGAUGGUGACCGCAGCGCUGGUCGAGACGCGGCGCCUGGCGAGCGCGCACGGAGAGGGCCAGGCGUCGAUGAGCAUCCUUUGGCAGGUGCCGCAGUACUUCCUGGUGGCCGCCAGCGUCGUGUUCGCAUGCGUUGGGCAGGCGGAGUUCUUCUACAACGAGGCUCCGGCGUCGAUGCGGAGCCUGUGCUCGGCGCUGAGCCUGCUGACCGUGGCGCUCUGGAGCUACCUGAGCUCGCUCGUGGUGACCACGGUGGUGUGUGUCACGACGAGGGGCGGCAAGACCGGGUGGAUACCCGAUGAUGACCUUAACAAAGGCCACCUAGAUCGCUUCUUCUGGCUCCUCGCGGCACUCGGCUCGCUCAACCUGGCGGUUUUCGUGUGCUGCGCAAGGCGGUACAAGCGCAAGAACGUUUAG